AUGAAACUUCCGAAGGCCGGUCGCUACGAGAGCGAGGGGUUGUGCCUCGAAUGCCCACGCGACCACUUCUGCCCAGGCGGGAGCGCGAAGCUACCGUGCCCAGCAAAUUCUGCCACAAUCACUGACAACGUGGGCGGCAGCAGCAUUGUCGACUGCAUCUGCAUGCCAGGGUACUCUGGAGGACGAGCAGCCGACGCGCAGCAUUGCGUCGCCUGCGGCCGUGGAUUCUUCAAGCCCAACAUCGGAAACGAGGACUGCAACCAGAGAUGUCCGGCAAAUGCAGACAGCAAGCCUGGUGCUGCGAACCGGAGCAGCUGCUUUUGCACCGCUGGCAGCCAUGCCUUGCUGGCAGUGAACAAUGGCUCAGAGCAGCUGGAGGUUUGCGCCAGCUGCACCUACCGUGGUUUGACGUGCUUCGGAGGCUUCGACAGCAGUGGAGCGCAUAAUCAGCCCGUGGCAGAGCCGGGCUUCUUCCAGACAGGGCAGAUUCUGGCGGCGAAGUGCGAGGUGAACCUCGUGGAUGGCACUUCUGUCUGCUUGGGAGGAAAUGUGUGU
Messenger RNA from Symbiodinium natans, 555 nucleotides. Lineage: Eukaryota; Dinophyceae; Suessiales; Symbiodiniaceae. The record is from the annotation of a GenBank genome assembly.